This is a messenger RNA of Plasmodium malariae, 1836 nucleotides long. Its product is annotated as conserved Plasmodium protein, unknown function. NCBI's taxonomy places the organism in Eukaryota, Apicomplexa, Aconoidasida, Haemosporida, Plasmodiidae. Gene Ontology annotation, biological process: regulation of signal transduction. Gene Ontology annotation, cellular component: endoplasmic reticulum membrane. The record is from RefSeq and is a predicted model, not a curated record. Bases 1 to 1836 code for a protein of 611 amino acids. The transcript has a single exon.
AUGAAUAUUAGCCGUCGAUGUAUUCGAAUUAUUUUUGAAAUAUUAUUAUUUUUUUGUAUCUUUUUUAAGUAUGAAUUUGCAAGAGGUUUGUAUGAAACGAAGGCAUAUCCAUUAAUACACUUAAUUAGUAAUAAUGAGGAUACAGGGUUUAGUGGUAAUUUAGUUAAAGGCAAUUUAAUAAAUUUACUGUUUCUAUAUAAAGAUGUAAAAUGGGGAGAGAACAAUUUGACAGUGGAUAGUUUAGUAGAUAUGGAGGAUGAAACGCAUAUAGAGAGAUUAAUAAAAGAAAAGAUAGUACACAUUAUGACAUUUGUGAACCCACGUCAACUGGUAAAAUAUUCGGGGUUUAUAUAUUUGUAUGAAAUAAUUCAUGAAAAUAAUUUAUACUUUUUAUUGCAUUUUAUUUUGAAAAAUAAUAAUAAUGGAGUUAUUAUAAUAAUUCCAGAAAAGUUGCAUAUAGAUAGGGAGGAAUAUUUUAGAAUAAAUAAAAUAAUAUCAAAGGAUCAAUACAAUAAUAAAGAUAUUACAGAUGAAAUAUUAGAAAAAAGGAUUUCCUUUUUUCAAAGUUUACUAUUAAACUUAAAAUUAAAUCAGUCUAUAUAUUUUAUAAAAAAUAAUGCAGAAAUAGAAAAUAUUUAUGCAAAUUAUAAGAGUAGAUUUGGUUAUUUUGAUUUAACAAGAAAUGUCAAUAUUAUUCCUAUUUCGAAAAACCAACAAGCUAGUAAGAUAAGUUCAAAAAAUAUAUAUUUUUUUUUAAGUAAAGAUAAUAUUAAUAUUAAUUCCAUAUUUAAGAAAAAACAAAAUAAUGAAACCUUUCAUUUUACAAAGAAGAAAACCAUUAUUAUAGCAACAGAUUAUAACGUUUUUAACGUUAUUAGCGAUUUUACGAUACCUAAUACUUCAACAAAUUCUCAGCUGAUUGCAAUGUGUGAAUUAAUUAGACUAUACACAGAAGUUUUUAAAAAUGAAGAUGUAAAUUAUAAUAUAUUAUUUCUUUUUACAAAUUAUUAUUUUGGUGUAGACAAUUUUAUCAAAUCUGUUAAUAUGAUAUUUAAAGAAAAUAUAGAAUUUGUUAUUUCUUUAGAUAGUUUAAAUGAAUCUGAUUUUUAUAUUAACGAAGCAAAAAAAGAAACACAACCAGAGCAUGUUUUGCGCUUCUAUGAUAUAUUAAAACGAACUGUUAAAACUAAUUUUAAGAAAGAUAUAAAAAUAAAAAGUCAGAAUAUAAAAAUUAAUAAUAAACAUCUACCAAAACUUCAUGAAUAUUUUAUUUUGAAAAAUAUUAACAGUUUUACUUUGGGUUCAAAAAAUAAAGAAUCUGUAUUUCUUAAUAAAUUACCUAUGAUUGAACAAAAGUUAAAACUAGAUAAUUUGACAAAGCAUAUAAAAAGUAUAUUUGAGGCUCUUUUUAUAUAUAUGAAACAUUACAAGGAGGAAAUAUCAGAGGAAAAACAAAUAAAGAAUGAUAUGUUAAAAUAUACGAACCAUGUUAGAAGUAAAGAUGAUUUAGAUCUCCUUAACGAAAAUUUCAACAAAUAUUAUAAAUUCUUUGUGUAUAGAGAUGAUGUACUAAAAUUAAUUAAUUAUAUUAAAACGUUGAUUAAUUCAUAUAUUAUAGACUCGAAUUUUUUAAUAACAGAUUAUAGAAUACCAUAUGAUAAAAAAGAAAAAUACUUUUAUCAAAAACAUGUUAAUAUUACCUUUUCCAUGUCCAUCUCUUAUAUCUUUCAUUACUUGCACUUUUUACUUGUUGCCUUAUUUCUUAUUUUAAUAUACGUUUGUGUAAAUUUUCACUUCGUUCCAUCAUUUUAUAAAAACAGAAUGAAAACUAUGUAA